This is a messenger RNA of Bactrocera oleae (olive fruit fly), 1431 nucleotides long. RefSeq names its product paired box protein gooseberry-neuro (gene gsb-n). Gene Ontology annotation, molecular function: RNA polymerase II cis-regulatory region sequence-specific DNA binding; DNA-binding transcription factor activity, RNA polymerase II-specific. Lineage: Eukaryota; Metazoa; Arthropoda; Insecta; Diptera; Tephritidae. Gene Ontology annotation, biological process: regulation of transcription by RNA polymerase II; anatomical structure development. The record is from RefSeq and is a predicted model, not a curated record.
AUGGAUAUGACCAGCGCAAAUUCGUUAAAUAUGCGGCCCUUCUUCUCCGGAUACCCAUUCCAAGGUCAGGGUCGUGUCAAUCAACUCGGCGGUGUAUUCAUCAACGGCCGACCGCUACCGAAUCAUAUACGUUUGAAAAUUGUCGAAAUGGCCGCUAACGGUAUAAGACCAUGUGUGAUCUCACGUCAGCUACGCGUUUCGCAUGGCUGUGUAUCGAAAAUAUUAAAUCGUUACCAGGAAACCGGUUCAAUACGACCGGGUGUGAUAGGCGGUUCUAAACCGAAAGUUACAUCGCCGGAAAUCGAAGCGCGCAUCGAGGAGCUACGCAAAGCCAAUCCGGGUAUAUUCAGUUGGGAGAUACGCGAGAAGCUGAUCAAGGAGGGUUUCACCGAUCCGCCAUCUACAUCGUCCAUCAGUCGUCUAUUGCGAGGUAAUGAUCGAACCAGUGAAGAUGGACGCAAGGAUUAUAGUAUACACGGCAUAUUAGGUGGACGCGACUCAGAUAUCAGCGAUACCGAAUCGGAACCUGGCAUACCGUUGAAACGUAAACAACGUCGGUCGCGCACCACAUUCACCGCCGAACAAUUGGAGGCACUCGAGCGCGCGUUCACACGCACACAGUAUCCAGAUGUGUAUACACGCGAGGAACUUGCACAGACUACGGGACUCACAGAGGCGCGCAUACAAGUAUGGUUUAGUAAUCGACGUGCGCGUCUACGCAAACAUUCCGGCGGUUCGGGUACCGGGCUUUCGCCCAUGAAUGGUGGCGGCAGUGGCGCCGGUGUACCUGGUGGCGUAGGCGGCGGUGCUGCUGCCACAGCGCCACUCGGUUUUGGUCCACUAGCCGCAGUCGGUUCCAUGGCUGGCUACAGUCCCGCCGCCGCGAGUACUGCUAGCGCGGGCAUGAAUGAAAAUCAUGCGGCGCAUGCAGCGGCGGCUGCAGCCGCAGCAGCUGCUCAUCAUCCGCACCAUCACACGCAAAUGGGCGGCUAUGAUUUGGUGGCGCAGUCGGCGCAACAUGGAUUUGCUAGCAGUUUUCAGCACGGACAUUUCGGCGGUCAGAAUUACUAUCAUCAAGAUUACUCUAAACUCUCUAUCGAUGACUUCUCUAAACUGACGCUGGAGAAUGCUUCGAAAAUUUCACCAUCCCUCUCACAUCUAACCGGCGAGAACUAUUCGAAACUGGACACCACCACGAAUUGGUCACAAGCCGCUUAUCAUCUGAAUCAAUCGGCAGCAGCGGCUGCCAACUAUAAUGCUGCCGCAGCUCAUCACGCGCAUGCGGCUGCCGCUCAACACACACUCAAUGAUUACGCGGCGGCUGGCGCUGCGGCAGCGGCGCACAACAAUCAACUAAACAGCGCAGCAGCAGUCGCUGCGGCGGCGUAUAAUCAUCCACUACCCACGCAGGCGCAGGCAAAGUAUUGGUAA